This is a messenger RNA of Triticum urartu, 1793 nucleotides long. The record is from RefSeq and is a predicted model, not a curated record. Lineage: Eukaryota; Viridiplantae; Streptophyta; Magnoliopsida; Poales; Poaceae.
ACUUAUGUGUGCUGAAAAUCAAUUUGCUUGGCAACCCAAAAAAGGCUAGAAAGGAUAUCAAAUGCUUCUGUUUUGAUAAGGUUAUUGAUUCCGACUUAACAAAUUAUAAGGACUUGGUUGAAUCAAUCAUAGAGCAGUACUCGCCUCGUUAUUUGGAAGUUGCACAUGUUCAGUAUUAUGAUGAUGUUCUUAAAAUCUACCCUGAAGUAACAUCUGACCAAGAAUUGGUGUCGAUGUUUGAGAAACACUCUAAGACAAAGGUUGUGCACAUGUUUGUUGCUUAUUGUGAUCCAUCGGAACCAUAUGAGCCUAUAACGGAGUGGCAUAGUGAUGCGCAUAGCCAACCUAACAACAUAGAACAAGAUGAUGAUGAUGAUUAUCUUCGCAACCCAGUACCUGAGAAUGAGCAUGUUGGUGUUGAUGAGGAAAAUAUUUAUUUAGAGGAUGAACCUGUACCUCUUAUCAUGGUUCCUUGUUCCAACAAAGAAAAGGACAAAGACUAUGUUCCUGAUCAUGAGAGCGAGGCUGAGAGCGAGGUUGAGAGUGAGGAUGAGAGCAUGUCAGAGGUUGAAGUAGAGGAAGAUGAGGAAUAUCACGAGGCAGAUCAUGCACCACACAUUGAAUAUAAUAAAUUAGAUCCUCCAAUGAACGAAGGAAGAAAAUAUCCCAAUAUGGCAGAGUUUAAAUUGGCGCUUUCUCAGCAUGCAAUCAAACAUGAAUUUGAGUUUGACACCGAAAAGAGUGCACCACAUAGGUUCAGAGCUUAUUGUUCAAGAAGGAAUGAAGAUAAGUGUCCAUGGAGGAUAUAUGCUUCUACAAUGGAAGAUGAGUGCACAGUAAUGGUGAGAAAGAACCCUUGUGGUCAUGAUUGCUCUAGUACAAAAAGAAAAAAAGAAGUUGAAGAAUGCAAACAAGCGGUGGAUAUGUGAGCACGUGAAGGACUGGCUAAUUGAGGAUGCAACUCUAGGACCAAAGGCAUUGCGAAAGAAGCUUAAAGAGCAUCAUGGAAUCGACAUCAACUCUAAGAGAGUCUAUAUGGAGGACCACCAAAGAAGAGGGCAAAGACCACCAAAGCAUCAAUUGUGCCUUGCGAGGAUGAUGCUCCAGCAGCCUCUAUGUGCUUUCCGCCAAGCCAAAGCUUGGAACCUACAACUACGAAAAAGAGAAAACAUGAUAACUCAAUUACUGGAGCAUCAAAAAGCCAAAUGUUGGAGAAAAAAACUAAGGAAAAAGGGAAAGGGAGUAAAUCUGGAUCCAGAGUAGCAAAAAGGUAACCUAUGGUUGUUUCCGAAUUUUAUGUUAUGUUAUGCAUUGUUCUAUUGUUAACCUGGGCUACUAUAUGUGAUGUAUGAUGUGCUGCCAUGAAUGUGUAUGUGUAGAUCAACAACUCAGCCCAUUUGUGUGGCCAAUAAGAAAGCAUCUGUUGCUUUGAAAUUACAUGCCAAAAGAAAAGGCAAAGAGGUUGCUGAUAAGUUGCCACACCUUCCUAUGGUGCCACAUGAUAGCGCUGCAAUGGGCACACGUAGCAAAAAAAUGAAUCCUGCCAGCCCUGCAAUGAGCACACGAAGCAAAAGGAGGCUUAGCUUGUGAUUCUCAUUGGAUCCCUUUCCAUAUCAUGGUUCAUUUGGGAAACUUUUGAGCUGUUUAUGUAAUAUAUAUGUGAACCUGGGCUUUUGUAAGUGCUAUAUGUGACCUUCAUGUGUUGUAUUUGACAUGAUGUGAACCUGGACUAUUAUAUGUGAACUCUAUGUGAACCUGAAUGUGUGUAGAGGACUAAAUAUGUGGACUAUUUC